Messenger RNA from Cololabis saira (Pacific saury), 6583 nucleotides. RefSeq names its product SH3 domain binding kinase 1 (gene sbk1). Gene Ontology annotation, biological process: peptidyl-threonine phosphorylation; peptidyl-serine phosphorylation. The coding region runs from base 586 to 1896 and encodes 436 amino acids. Lineage: Eukaryota; Metazoa; Chordata; Actinopteri; Beloniformes; Belonidae. The transcript has 4 exons. Gene Ontology annotation, molecular function: protein serine/threonine kinase activity; ATP binding. The record is from RefSeq and is a predicted model, not a curated record.
AUGGGCAGUCUGAGCAGACCGAGCUGCCGACGGUGACAGCUGAGCUGAUUUCAGUCAGAGUGGGAGCUUGAAGAAUUGUCUUUGCAGAGAUCAGAGCUUUUGCAGAGUCCCCUGCUGAGCAUGGAAGUUGAAUGAAUGAGCUCUUCUGAGUGUGUGUGGUGCUGAAGUGGGUCAUGCGGACCGCUGGAGGAGCGACAGAUAAACACUGCUUGGCAGCUUGAGACGGUGGGCGCUCAGAGAGGAGGGACCCCCACUCCUCAUCUCAGCAUCCUAUAGCCUCAUCUGAGCUUCAGACGUGGUUUUCAUCUCAUCUGUCUUCAAAAGAGAGAGCCUCAACCUGAAGAAGAGCAUCUCCAGAAACAGGGCAAGCAUCACCUCGAGCGGGCAGCAUCCAGCACAAAGACGGACCGGGGAUCAAGCGUUGGCAGCUGCGAAACUUCAGAUUUAUUUUUUUUCCCCUCAUGAAAUUUGUGCAUAUUUUCUGAAAGCCAGUAACUGAUCGAUAUCUACAAAAAGACCAUUGCAUUAGUCUCCAUCAAGAGCCAGAGGAGCGAGCAGAGCGCAGCGGCUCUGCUGGUCGAGCGGAUGCAGGACCAUGGAGGAGAGAGACAGGUCGCCAGCAGUCUGCCCCACAGCGUCAAGGCGAGCCUGUCUCUUUCUCCGUCCGGACCAGGACGAGCAGGUAGCGGCGGAGGUUCUCCUACGUCCAAAAUGGGCUUCUGCGGAGGGGUGCCGGUGGAGGACAUGCAGGCCCUGGCCAUCACCUCUCUGUCAGCAGCAGAUGUAGCCAAACAGUACGAGCACAUCAGCGAGCUGGGGAAGGGCACAUAUGGCAAGGUGGACCUGGUGGCGCACAGGACACAGGGCACCAAAAUGGCUCUGAAGUUUGUUACCAAGAACAAGACGAAGCUCAAAAGUUUCCUGCGGGAAUACAGUCUAACCGGCUCGCUUAGCUGCAGCCCUUUCAUCAUCAAAGUGCUGGACGUGCUUUUCGAGACGGAAGACUGCUAUGUGUUUGGACAAGAAUACGCCCCCGCUGGAGACCUCUUCGACAUCAUACCACCGCAGGUGGGCUUGCCAGAGGAAAUGGUUAAACGCUGCAUGCAACAGCUUGGCCUGGCGCUGGACUUCAUGCACAGUAAAAACUUGGUGCACCGGGAUGUCAAGCCUGAGAAUGUGCUCUUGUUUGACCGCGAGUGCCGCCGCAUCAAGCUGGCUGACUUCGGCAUGACCCGACGCGUGGGCUGCCGUGUGAAGCGGGUGAGUGGCACCAUCCCCUACACAGCCCCCGAGGUGUGUCGCGCCAACCGUGCAGAGGGUUUUCUCGUGACCACCAGUCUGGAUGUGUGGGCAUUUGGUGUGCUGGUCUUCUGCAUGCUGACGGGCAACUUCCCCUGGGAGGCAGCGUUGCCAGCCGAUGCCUUCUUUGAGGAGUUUCGACGCUGGCAGAAAGCAGGGUGUCCAGUGGGAACGUACCCAUCUCAGUGGCGCCGCUUCACUGACGAUGCUUUGCGAAUGUUUCAGAGACUGCUCGCCGCCGAUCCAGAAAAGCGCUGCGGGGUCAAGGACGUCUUCUGCUUCAUCAAGUACGAGCUGGUCAGCGAGCUUAGACGCAGGGCAUCUUACAGAGCAAAGAGAGGAGAGAGGUCCAGCUCUGGAGUCUGCACCGGGAGCUGCACCUCCUCCUCAACAUCCACUUCUUCUCGUUCUUCCCACAGACACUCUGAGCCCUCCACCCCUCCGGGAACUUCCUGUCUGCGCCCAGCGCCUCUCAAACGUAGCGUCCUCUCCGACCCGCUCUCUCCCAGAGAGGAGUCUGGACAGCACCAGUCUCCUGGUCGAGACAAGAACAAAAGCCAGAUGGUGAUGGCAACAGCCAUAGAAAUCUGUGUGUAACCACAUUUAUGUUAUUAGAAGAAACCAGAUGGCUUUUCACACAUAACAAGCUGUGAAGAGGUGUUAAUGACCGCCACAGAGCACCGAGUGAAGAAGGAGAGGUACUUAAACAAUGAAAGGGAGCCAGGAUGCCAUCCAAGCUUUGGAAAUGGACAUCAUCAAUCAGUGGCACACACUUGGACAGCUUCUUCCUGAUUUUCAAUGCCAUGUAGGUUCUUAUGUGUGACCAAAGACAGAGAAGCCAUGCAGGUAGCGUUUAAAAGUCCACUGAUUCUCCUCUGAAAGCUGCUCAUUCCACAAACCUGACUUUUGCAUUUUCUACCCAUACACUGUGGUGGUGCUAAUGAGCCUAUACAUAGAUUCACUCCGUUUCUCUACUUCAGUGUGUUGUUAUCUCUGAAUUUUAGCACCUGAAAGACAAAAUUUAAUCUGAUUAUACAAUGAAAGAAGAUUGCGAUUAGAUGUAAACUGUUUGACUGCCAUUUCUCAGACUUCCUGCCAUCUUCCAAUGGAUAAACCACUUUAAACUCAUUCAGGAUUACACCUGAGAAAAGAAAAGAAACAUUAAUGUAGCAGUUUGCGUGAGAUGUUUGUUCCUUGUAGGUGUCUAGGCCGAGAGACAGAUUUUCACUUACGACAUCAACUCAGGAAAUUUCAAUGGAUCACUUCCUGUUGAAUCAUUAAAGGUAACCCACGUUGUGUCUGGAGGACACUUUUGAACAGUUCUCCGCUGCAUCCAUUUCCAGUUAAACACGAGACAAUACAGGGACGGGCAUUUUUCUGCCUAAAGAGGGUGAACAAGGAAGAGGUGGAAAAAAAAGUGAUUUUUAUUGUUUGUUUUCUACCUGCUGUGUAUGUGUGCGUGUGCACAUAUGUAUGUGUUUAUAUGUGUGGAUGUGUGUGAGUUUUAGACAUGUAUAUGUGUUUCAAAUGCUAAAGCACACGAUUUUUGUAUAGGACGAUGACUCUUAGAGAGGUCUACGACUAUAUUGUAAAUAUAUUCUGUAAAUAUAUAUACAUAUUUAUAUAUAUUUCUCAAAGUGUACCAGGUUACCAGGUAGUUCAAAUAUGUAGCUGUACUAAUUUUCUAUAACAGGUUAUGGGAUAAUGAGGUUUUUACAGAUGUUACGGGGGCAAUGCAUUCUAUGUAGCAACAAAAUAUAACAGAUUGUACAGUCUAUUACAAAAAGUAAUGUGUAUAAAUAUAUAAUCCAGAGCCAGUGACAUUUUAUAAAAUAGUAGCAGCUGUUUUUUGUUUUUUCUUAUUACUUUGUGGCUUUUGUUUUUGUCUUACUUGAAUCAAGUGUUCUUGUACUAGAAUUAUUGAGCAGAUUCCUGCAAUAAUCUGUGAUCAUUACCUUAUCAUGAGAUUUCCAGAUGUAAUAUGAGAGGUUAACUCACUCACUUAAAACUUAUUGAAGGCUGUCAUCCUUUCAACUCCUUCCCAUCCAUCAGUUCAGUUCAACUGAAUUGAUAAAUGGUCUUGCACCUUUUUAAUCUCAUCCAGGUCUGACAAAGUGCUUUCGUUUCUCAUUUAUCCCUGAACACUGACACCCUUACACUGCAGGGCUUCUAUUAUAUAUUCACUUUACAUAUGGUGGCACUUUCCUUUUUACAAUCAUACAGAAGAGAGCACAGUGGGGUGCAGUGAGUGUUGUUCAGUGUCCUGCUCAAGGAUGCUUGACGGAACUAGACAUCAAUCCAGCAACCUUCUAAAUAUAGGACAAGCAACUCUACCCACUGUGCCACAGCUGCCCCAUCAGUUCAGUUCAGUCCAAUCCAGAUAUCAUGUAGAAAAACGGUCAUUCAGUAUUAUAAAGUAACUAUAAAAAAUUAAUCUGGAAGAUUAUAGCUGUUGGUGAGAAUGAUGUUCUGUAGCAGUCUGUAUUGCAGCAAACCUGAAGAAGUAUCAACUUUAAUUAUACUAAAUUAUACUCUGUGUGUCAUAUUGAGAAUAUGCAGUGUUGUCUGGUAUGUUUUGCAACUUAUGCAACAUUUGUCAGCUCCAGGGGCUCCAGAGCAGUUCACAGCAUAGUGUCAGUCUUCUGUAUCAGUUUGUUCAGUUUUUAAGAUGCUUUCUCUGAUACUGCUGCCCCAACAGAUGCUUGCAGAUUAAACUGGACUAUCCACUGCGGACAGACAUCAAAAAUAUGCAAGAUCUUGCUGCAAACUCUGAAAGAACCAAGAUUUCCUAAAAAAAAAUCUGCUCUUUCCCCUCUUUUAAAGAGCAUGAGCAUUGCAUCUUCAAUUUAAUGACCGGGUUUCUAUAAUCGUCCACCACCUCCACCUUGUUCCCUUACAAUGAAAAUAAUUCCCAGUUUUGGCAGUCCUCCCCACUCUCCUCUAAUUUGAUGUUAAUGCUUCGGUCUAUCAAUUAAUCCAAAUGUAUUACAUUGAUGGUGGGGCUCAGGUUGUCCACUCAUUCACUCUCUCACAGAAGCUCUACAGUGUAUAUGAUGCUCACCACAUAGAAGACUCAAAAGGGAUGAUUGGACAGUUGAUGAGUCAUCUUUCUACACUAUUUGACUGCCGAAAUGCUCCAUAAUUAUGCACUGGAAAUUCUCAGUUACAUGUCACAUAAUAAUGCAGACAGGAAAGUUAUAAAACCAUGCACAAUCAACAGUUCUCAGCUGUACUGUAUUGGCCUGUACAGGCAAGGACUCUUAUACACGAAUGUUUCCUGCUAAGUCAUUAUCAAAACAAAUCACGUCAAAACAUAUAUCACGACACAUUCCCAAUAUGUUUACUGUGUUAGCUUAUCGACCGACACUUCAACUCGGUUUCAUUACAUAAUUUGCAAAUAAUUCCUGAAAUCCUACGAGUCACAGCGAGAGCAACUAGACAUUUCACCAAUUUGAUGUCACCAGCAUAGAAAAAAACAUGCUGCAGACAUUCUGCUUUGUUGCCUGGAUAAUUACAACAUUUGUUUUCUAAUUUUAGUGUGUCAUGCAAUGUUACAGUGGAACAUUUAAAUGCACUACAAACUUGUGUAUAGUAAACUUUACAGUGAAAAAAGGACAAUUCAAAAAUAGCACAGGUGUUUAUAGUCAGGGAAGAUGAUCUCUGUGUCAGGCGCUGAUGAUUUCCAGGAUGCUGAUUGAUCAUGACGGAGGGACAUCUACAGCUACGGUUUUUAGGAAGAUGCUGCUAAUCAUGAACACAUCUUUCAAGCACAGAAUGUUUGUUGCCGGUGCCUCGCUGUGUGCUCGAUAUCAUUAUUCUUUCCUCUUGAAUUUUGUUGGUAUUUGUCAAACCACAUUUAAUUUUUUCCAUUGUCUUCCCUUGACAGCCCAUCACUUCCAUCGCCAUAGUGACAGUAAUGGGUUCUCAGGUUCAGUUUCUGUCUCCCUCUUGAACGUCAAGUCUAAUUGAAGCCAAAUUAAAAAAAAACCUGUGGCACAACCCCCUGUUAGCAAUGCACAGCUCCCCAGUUGCUAGGGUUAUUAUACAACAUUUCUGCUUAAACAAAUUCACUGCCUUUUUUUGAGCAACUUUAAAGUCUCAUCUGACAGGAUCGAGGAUAAUAAUGGCAGUUUCCUUAUUGAGUUUGUGUCAAAGGAGUGCAUUGUAUCCUGAGAGGUUUUCAGAGUGUAAGGUAACGCAGCGCAACGCAGCUUAUCACAUUAAGGGGAGACACAACUGGUGAACUGAGUGAAAAAAGCAACAACUUUUGAUUAUGCUUCCACCGUAUGUACCACAAUCAAACUUGACAAGUUGACUAUACACAUGAAUACAAUUAUUUUUUUUCUACAACAUAUUUUGUGAAGCAACAUAAGUUAGAUAAUACUGUAUGUAGCAAAAUCUAUUUCAAUGAAAGAAAACUGAAGAUUUGAUUAAAGCACAUUCAAAAUUAAUUUCAACAGCCAUAAGAAUUCAGUGUUGCACAUGUUCUUAAUGCUGCUGAUGUAAAUCAGGCUGCAUCAACAAACCCUUGUGUAAAAACCUCAGCAACGUUUACUGCUACUUAAAUGGAGAUUUCUGACUGAGAAUAUGAAAAAAAGAAGGGAAAAGUUUUAAAAGUUUGUAUUUUAAAAUGUCAUAUUUUGAUAUUUUGAUUAUGAUAAACUGUGUUGGUUACUGUUUUACCCAAUGGAGACAGACUGCCUAUGUGACCAUUAAAUGUCUCCAUGUUGGUUAUAAACAUUGGAUUUUGUUUCUGUGUGUGAUAAAGUUUUAAACAUUUUUUAUUUGAAUUAUGAAAAAUUGGCAUUAUAAAAUUGAUCUGAUUUCAUCUAUUUGUCCAACAGACAACAUUUCUUCACAAGUCUGAAAUAGGACAUAAAAUAGAAGUUUUUUACCCAAAAAAGUGCUUUGCCUGUUGUGUCUCUACUUAAUGUAUUAUAAUAUAACUGAGUUCAUCCAGUUUAAAAAACAAAACUAUAUUGUACAGUGCAAAUUAUAACAAGUUACAAAUGUAUGUCAAAUCAUGUCUUGCAGCAUUAUGAUUUAACAUUAUAUAACGUCUGCAUAAGAAAGACAGUUUUCUGAUUUGAGCGGCUAAUGUUUUGUUCUACACCAGAGCUAAUUUUAUCAUUAAACUAAUAUCAUAAUGUGAUUUUCAUUUUAUUUUGUUAUGGAUUAUUUUGGCAGGAAUUUUAAAGACUACUGUAGGUGUCAAGCUAUGAGUAUUUUUUCUUUUUAAAUUUAAUCCUGGUUUCAUUAACAGUUUUUAUGACAACAAACAUUA